AUGGUGGAAGGACAGUGUUGGAGCAAUGGAACCUGUGACUGUCACUGUGUAGACUGUAACACAACCUGUACAGAAUGUCUGCCUGGAUGGAGUGGUUCUACUAAAAACAAAUGUCAAAGAGCUAACAUUUUAUAUCAAAGUUAUGUCGAAAAUGAAAUGAAUUCUCGAACACUAGAUGGUGAUGUUAAUACUUCUGUAAAGGUUUCUUACUUCAAUCCAUAUGUAAGGGUCCAAUUAAAAAUGUCUACAGAAAUUGAUAGAAUACACAUUACCCUCCGACUUCGGCGAAAUGAGACCUAUACAUUUUAUGUGAAAGAAAAAGAAUUUUCCCGUAAUCUUGAUGAGAUUUGUGACACAUUAUUGCAUAACGACAUGGAUACUAAGAAAACUGUACCAAUGACUUGCAGGAAACCUCUGAAAGGAACUUAUCUUGAAAUCGUAUCUACAAAAAAUACAACCCUUCAAGUGUUUGAAUUUCAACAUUUUGAAUGUACCAGCGGAACUUACGGGAAAAACUGCAGCAUCUGCCCACCUGGCUGUGACAAAGAGUGUGACAAAAUUACGGGAAAUUGUUUUUGUCGGAAGGGUUUCUAUGGAAACUUUUGUAAAGAGAGAUGCUCAAAGUUUUGUAAUGAAAGAGGUUGCAAUUCGGAUACUGGCGAUUGCUUAGAAUGCAAAAAUGGGUUCUUUGGGAAUCGGUGUGAGUUAAAUUGCUCAGUGGGUUGUCAUGGACGUUGUGAUAAGACAUCCGGGUAUUGUAGUUGUAGAACAGGGUUUUAUAAUAAGAACUGUUCUAUGCCUUGUACAACAACGUGUUUAGACAAUGUGUGUAAUCAAACAUCAGGAGACUGUCUGUCUUGCAGUAAGGGUUAUUAUGGAAGUCACUGUAAUUAUACCUGCCUCGGAAAAUGCAAUGGAAGUUGUGAAAAAAUGACCGGAGUGUGUGAUAGAUGCUUUAAAGACAUUUAUGGUCAAUUUUGCAAUAACACAUGUCCCCCAAAUUGCGACGGUGAUUCAUGUGAUAGGAAGAAUGGUAACUGCGAGCAGUGCAAGAAAGGAUACAGUGGGUCAAAAUGCAAUGAAACAUGUCCAAGUAAUUGUAAGCAAUGUAGCCAAGAUGGAUACAAUUGUGAAAUUUGUGAAGAUGGGUAUUUUGGCUCAAUAUGUGCUGAAAAGUGUCCCGAUUCCUGUGGAGGAAAUGGAUCCUGUGAUGUUCGAUCAGGUAACUGUCAUUUAUGUUCUACCGGAUUUUACGGCUUCAAUUGUAAUCGUAAGUGCAGUAAAUAUUGUGACUUACAGGGAGAAUGUGAUAAAGAUACAGGACAGUGUGAAAGAUGUGUUCCAGGGAGAUAUGGGCAACUUUGUUUAGAAGAAUGUAGUCCUAACUGUUUAAAUUCCACAUGUUUUAGAAAUCAGACCUGUGUUCAUGGGUGUAAAGAUGGAUGGUUUGGUGAGAAUUGUGACCAGGCGUGUAGUGCUGUUACGGGAAGUUGUGCACACUGCGGUUUUAUUGAUGGAAUUAAAAAAAUACAGUGCCUUAAAUGUGAGAAUCCUUGGUUCCUUUUUGAAUCUAAAUGUUUCAAGUGUCCCGAAAAUUGUUCAUCGUGUGUAUCAAAGGAUGUGUGCAUACAGUGCAAAAAUAACUUUUUCUAUGGUUCAAUAUGUGAAAAAAAGUGUGACGAUGCCUGCUUAAGUAACACGUGUGAUAUGAAUGGAAACUGUUUAUACGGAUGUAAUAACGGUAAAUACGGCAAUGAGUGUGACCAAACCUGUCCCGAAGGUUGCAAAUUAUGCUUCAAUGCGUCUAAAUGCUUGGAGUGUGAAGAUGGUUACUAUGGUGAGAUUUGUCAAAAACGUUGUCAAGAUAACUGUAAACUAUGCUAUAAUAAUUUAAGCUGUGAAGUUUGUACUAUUGGUUGGACUAAUUGGAGUAAAAUGUGCGAUAGUUACGAAGAUUGUCCUGAAGUUAUCAGUCCCCUUGUUUGUGCUUUCUGUGAUCAUGGAUAUUAUGGAAAUCGUUGUGUGGAAAAAUGUGAUCAUUGUAUCAAUUCAACAUGCAAUGCCUAUGGAAAAUGCAGCAUAGCCUGUAAGUCAAACAUAAACUCUGAGGAGUGUGCUGAUUCAAAGGAUUUUGGUUCUGGUCUACCUAACACUAAAUCGAGUGGCAAGGUUAUGGGGCGACCAAACACCAUUUCACAUGGACCCGACCCAGUAGACUCGUGGACUGAGGGUCAAUAG
This is a messenger RNA of Saccostrea echinata, 2238 nucleotides long. RefSeq names its product multiple epidermal growth factor-like domains protein 10. Gene Ontology annotation, molecular function: scavenger receptor activity. The record is from RefSeq and is a predicted model, not a curated record. The transcript has 6 exons. Bases 1 to 2238 code for a protein of 745 amino acids. NCBI's taxonomy places the organism in Eukaryota, Metazoa, Mollusca, Bivalvia, Ostreida, Ostreidae.